Molecule: messenger RNA, 2419 nt
Organism: Gossypium raimondii (Peruvian cotton)
Lineage: Eukaryota; Viridiplantae; Streptophyta; Magnoliopsida; Malvales; Malvaceae
Product: hexosyltransferase GAUT11
Exons: 2
Coding region: 346-1947 (533 amino acids)
Molecular function (GO): polygalacturonate 4-alpha-galacturonosyltransferase activity
Source: RefSeq, a predicted model, not a curated record
AAAACUCGAAAAUAAUAGAAAAAAAGGGCAAAAAACAAACCCUUCUUCUCUGGUUAAAAUCUUUACCCUUUGUAUUCUUUAACUGUUCAUGCAGAACAAAGAAAACCAAGAUCCCAUUACUGUCAGUUCUUAUUCAUAUAGGCCUUUGAUUCGCAUCUAAAAACAAUCCUAACAGUGUUGUUUUUGUUUCUUUUUAUUGCUAGAUAGAGUGGGAAAAGAAGAGUGGAGUGGUUGUAUAUAAUUUUUUUCUUUGAAAUUGUUUUUUAUGAUCGAAUCUGAAGAAAAAGGGUAUUUGAGAAAACCUUGAUUUGGUGGUCAAAUUGUGGAGGGUAUUUGGUUUAUAAGAUGCGGCGGCGGGCCACCGAUUACCGGCGCCCGGUCCGAAGGAGGUUUUCGCAUUGGAUCUGUGCGUUGCUUGGGCUGUUUGUUGUUGCUGUAUUGGUUUUAUUUGUAGUUCAUCAUAAUCAUAAUGAAGAUCGGGUCGAACAUCCUGUUCAUGAGGACGAUUCAAGAAUGGAGCGGGUUGUUCAUGAGAAGUUAAACUUGACUGAAGAGAUAUUGAGUGCUACAUCAUUGUCUCGGCAGUUGGCAGAACAAAUGACACUUGCUAAAGCUUAUGUUGUAAUUGCAAAAGAGCACAAUAACUUUCACCUUGCGUGGGAGCUAAGCUCAAUGAUUCGUAGUUGCCAGCUUUUGCUUUCAAAAGCUGCAAUGAGAGGGAAGCCUAUCACACUGGAGGAAGCAGAGCCAAUAAUUAGCCGCCUAUCGUCUCUAAUAUACAAGGCAGAAGAUGCUCAUUAUGACAUUGCAACUACGAUAGUGACGAUGAAAUCUCAUAUUCAAGCUCUUGAAGAGCGAGCCAAUGCUGCAACUGUUCAGAGUACAGUGUUUGGACAAUUGGUAGCUGAGGCAUUUCCUAAGAGUCUUCACUGCCUCAUUCUCAAGCUUUCGGCUGAUUGGCUUAAAAGGCUGCCCCUUCAAGACCUUGCAAACGAGCGGAGAAACUCUCCUCGACUCGUGGACAACAAUCUCUAUCAUUUUUGCUUAUUUUCAGACAAUGUUCUGGCUACCUCAGUUGUCAUUAAUUCUACAAUUUCCAAUGCUGAUCAUUCUAAACAAAUAGUUUUCCACAUUAUCACUAAUGGGGUUAGCUAUGGUGCUAUGCAAGCUUGGUUCCUUAGCAAUGACUUCAAGGGGGCCACGAUAGAGGUGCAGAACAUCGAGGAAUUUUCAUGGUUGAAUGUUUCAUAUGCUCCCAUCCUAAAGCAGCUACUGGAUGUAGAUUCAAGGACCUAUUAUUUCGGGGAAAAUCCUGAUGUUGAGCCAAAAUUGCGGAACCCUAAAUAUAUUUCCUUGUUGAAUCACCUUCGGUUUUACAUACCAGAGAUCUAUCCGCAACUUGAGAAGAUAGUAUUCCUUGAUGAUGAUGUUGUUGUGCAGAAAGAUCUAACUCCGCUUUUCUCAUUGGAUUUGCAUGGAAAUGUAAAUGGGGCAGUGGAGACUUGUCUCGAGGCAUAUCAUCGUUACUACAAGUAUCUGAAUUUCUCAAAUCCAAUCAUCAGCUCGAAAUUCGAUCCGCAAGCAUGUGGAUGGGCAUUUGGCAUGAAUGUUUUUGAUCUAAUUGCCUGGAGGAAAGCGAAUGUUACUGCAAGAUACCAUUACUGGCAGGAGCAAAACUCUGAUAAGACACUUUGGAAACUUGGAACUCUUCCUGUUGGCCUUUUAGCUUUCUACGGGCUGACAGAACCACUUGAUCGGAGAUGGCAUGUGUUAGGUUUAGGUUACGAUCUUAACAUCGACAACCGCCUGAUCGAGAGUGCAGCAGUCAUUCACUUCAAUGGAAACAUGAAGCCAUGGCUAAAACUAGCCAUCGGAAGGUAUAAGCCUCUAUGGGAAAGGUACAUAAAUCUUAGCCACCCAUAUCUCCAAGAAUGUGUCACAAGUUAGACAAAUGUGCUCUGUGCUCUAUUUUUGGUUCCAAUUGCUCGACCUCCAAUGAUAUAAACCCAUGAAAAGGCCGAUCGCGGAAAUUCUUUUUUGACAUUGUUAGGAGAUUUGACAUAUCUUUUUUGUUAGUUUUUUUUUUUGGUUCAUCAUAGUAUCUUGAGAAGGAAAAGGAAUGAUUUUCUUAUGCACAAGAAAGUUUGAAAAAGGUGAAAGAUUUGUGGGAAAUUCAUUUUUGGUUGAUGGGGUUUUGUUGAUCCCCUCAAGCAAGAAAAAGAAACUUCAGAAUUUUUUUUUCUUUUUUUACAAAUUAUUGUAAUAAUCUGUUUGAUCAUUUGGACUACAUAUAUAUAUUUAUUGUAAGCUGAAUCAUUCCCUGUAAACGUGAAGCAGUCUUUAAGUUCCGGCUGAAGGAUGUAGACAAUUCCUUAUUAUUAAUGUGAAGCUAAGGUUCGGUAGACGUUCAAAGUCUAAA